Messenger RNA from Spea bombifrons (plains spadefoot toad), 2965 nucleotides. RefSeq names its product grainyhead like transcription factor 3 (gene GRHL3). The record is from RefSeq and is a predicted model, not a curated record. Gene Ontology annotation, molecular function: DNA-binding transcription activator activity, RNA polymerase II-specific; RNA polymerase II cis-regulatory region sequence-specific DNA binding. The transcript has 16 exons. Gene Ontology annotation, biological process: regulation of transcription by RNA polymerase II. Lineage: Eukaryota; Metazoa; Chordata; Amphibia; Anura; Pelobatidae. The coding region runs from base 113 to 1912 and encodes 599 amino acids. Gene Ontology annotation, cellular component: nucleus.
UUAACACAUCAGUCUAAUACUUCAUUCUACAGGGAAUGUUUGUCUGUGUUUAACAAGAAUUAAGAAAGCACAGGACAGCAGAGAUUACUUAGACAGCUGAAGAUUGGGGAAAAUGUCCAAUGAACUUGAUUACCGGCCAGUCAUGCUUAUACAGAACGAAAGCAUCAAUUUCCAGAAGUAUUCCUACUCCAACGAGGACGAUGUAUGGUCCAAAUAUUUAGAGAAUCCCAUGACGGCAGCAAGCAAAGCAAUGAUGAGAGCAAAUGGAGAUGACGAGGGCGUAGCUGCCCUGAGUUUCCUCUAUGACUAUUAUAGGGUUCCUAAAGAAAAGAGAAUUAUACAUCCAGGAUCGACAGGACGCUGUGAACAAGUUAAAAGGAACUGCACUGAAUAUGACUCAGACAUUUCAUCUUUUGAUAACACAAACCAGCUGAUAAAAUUCCUUUCCGACAGUGCCUCCUCUACUCAGGACUAUACAGACACACACAAAAAGAACAGUUAUAUGACUCUAGACUGUCUGAUCAAUCCCAGCAAAAUGACCCUACCGCCAACCACCAAGCUAGAUAACGAUACCCAUGAAGACUUCCUUGGAAACACAUGCGAUGCUUAUGAAAAGAACCCACUCAAUUCCCUCUUCGAUCCCUUACAUGUUCCAGCCCAACAACAAAGAUGGCAACCAGACAGUACUUUUAAAGAAGACACCCCCACAGAGCCCCUCAUAUUUAGUGAUAUUCUCAGAAACCAGGCAGAAUCUACCUGCUCAGAGGAGUAUCUCUCAGCUGAAGCAAAUCGAGACUUUGAGUACACAUUGGAGUCCCCCAAAGCAAUUCACGUGAAGUCUGGAGAUUCACCAAUGGCCUAUCUCAACAAAGGACAGUUUUACCCUGUCAACCUUAGGACAACAGAGAACAGAAAAUGCUUGCCUCUUUCUUCCAACAAAGUCAAGAGUGUUGUCAUGGUUGUCUUCGACAAUGAGAAAAACCCAGAAGAGCAACUAAAACGCUGGAAACACUGGCAUUCAAGACAGCCAACUGCUAAACAAAGAGUCAUCGAUGUUGCUGACUACAAGGAAAACUGUAACACUGUGGAGAGCAUCGAGGAAGUGGCCUACAAUGCUUUAUCUUUUGUGUGGAACAUCAAUGAAGAAGCUAAGAUAUUCAUUGGCAUCAACUGCCUGAGUACAGACUUCUCCUCUCAAAAGGGUGUAAAGGGCGUUCCUCUAAAUCUCCAGAUUGACACCUAUGACUACGACACAGGCGUAAAGAGGCUCAUUCACCGGGCCGUCUGCCAGAUCAAAAUAUUCUGUGAUAAGGGAGCUGAACGAAAGAUGCGAGAUGAAGAACGCAAACAAUUCAGAAGAAAAGGAAAAUGUGCAGAACCUAAUAACAAAGAUAUAAAGGCUCCCGUGCUCUCAGGAUACAGAGGGACAGACAUCACAUAUCUCAGGCCAGUGACGGAUAUGGAAACUCAGCCAGUAUUGUUCAUUCCCAACAUUCAUUUCUCCAACCUUCAACGAUGUGGAAUAGUACUUCCUGCUAUCACAGAAAACAAUGACAGGUUAGGGUUGAAAAGAGGCUGUCAGUCCUUUACAGAAGGAUUUGCUGUACCACCUUCCAAGCAACCAACAACAGAAAAUUCACAAAGAGUAUUGUUAUAUGUGAGGCGGGAAUCAGAGGAAGUCUUUGAUGCCUUAAUGUUGAAGACACCUGAUCUCAAGGGUUUAAGGAAUGCGAUCUCAGAAAAAUAUGGUUUACCUGAAGAAAGAAUCAACAGAGUUUAUAAAAAAUGCAAACGGGGAAUACUGGUUAACAUGGACAACAAUAUCAUUCGACACUAUAGCAACCAUGUGGCUUUUCUGCUUGACGUUACAGAAGUGGAAGGACAUUUCCAUGUUACGCUUAAGGAAUUAUAACAAAUAUACAGGACAUCCUUAAAAUCAAACAGACUCAUGAGCCAGGGGAUGAGACCCACAUCUAACUAACCUCAAGACGAUGCUCAUUUCUUGCACUUGACCAAAGUCAAAAGAGCACAACUCUGCCAAGUAUUUUAAAAGCACCGCAUAAAAGGAACAUUGACACGGGUCUUCAUUGCCAAAGAAGAUUUCCCUGUCCAGAAGGCCGUUUAUUAAAGCUCUGAGUGAAUGGUGUUUUUACUUUUGUUUUUGGUGUCCUCAGUUCUGACAAAUGCAGACCAUGGCCUCUGCAUUUCAAAUAGAGAUGUUACAGUUGCGAUUUCUGCAACAAAACUUUGCUUUGUAAAUUUGUGCUAUUGCUUAUAAAUACAUGCAUAGUGUUUAUUUUAAUACUCAUUAUUCAUCAUUUUAUAUUGAUUUAUGCAACAGUGUAAGAUGAAACAUCUGUUUAUUUUUUUAAUAAUGUUAAACAAAGCUAAAUUAUCAAGUGAAUCAAUGUCUCACUUAAGGUACAGAAACUGUUUAUGUUUCAAAUAUGUUGUUGUUUUAUCACGGCUAGUACUGAUCCAUGUGUGCUUAUGUAGGAAAGCUCCAAGCCUGGCCUGUCAGCUUGGUUUUGUCCUUUGGACCUGACAAUUGUUAUAGGGUAAUGUUACACAUCUAGCUGCUUAUCUAUUGACUCCUCUAAUAGUCAAAACAAAAUCUGAAAUAGUCAACCUUUGUCAUUGAUUUCAGAGUUUGUUCAAUUAAUUUUUGGGGGUAAAAUGUGACCCUGACUUGAGACAUAUGUACCAUCAAUAUUAUCAUCUAUUUUCUUAUUCUGUUUCUUGCCGUAUAUAUUUACAAUGGAAAACAGCACAAUGGGUUCUGAAAAAGGGCCUAUUUUUUUAAUUUUAGCUGCUGCCAACUUUGCUUGAUAUUGACAAGAAGUUACAAUUUUAUACAUUUCCUGUUUUUAAUGUCUCACAUUUGUUGUAUGUAUUAAUAUCUUUUUGUAUGUAUUUUAAUAUACAGAGAUGGAUUUUUUAUUUCAAAAAAAGUAUUUUCACUUUU